This is a messenger RNA of Oreochromis niloticus (Nile tilapia), 5090 nucleotides long. RefSeq names its product Bardet-Biedl syndrome 9 (gene bbs9). Gene Ontology annotation, biological process: cilium assembly. Lineage: Eukaryota; Metazoa; Chordata; Actinopteri; Cichliformes; Cichlidae. The transcript is spliced from 23 exons. Gene Ontology annotation, cellular component: membrane; BBSome. Bases 137 to 3124 code for a protein of 995 amino acids. The record is from RefSeq and is a predicted model, not a curated record.
UCUCUGCUAAGCGUCAGUGCCAUGACAACAGGACGAUGGCUGCAAGCAAGAGGGUGAGAAAUGUGAUGUUUGUGUGACCGAGAAGUAACGAAUCUUCGACAUUUUUCGGACUGGGUCAUUCCUGUGAAGAGGCAGCAUGUCUCUGUUCAAGGCACGUGAUUGGUGGUCAGCAACACUUGGCGAAGGGGAGGAGUUUGACCAGGGAUGCCUGUGUGUUGGAGACGUGGACAACAGUGGCACUGGACAUGACAAAGUUGUAGUGGGCAGUUACAUGGGGAUGCUGCGAAUCUUCUCCCCACAUGCCAGUAAGACUAGUGAAGGAGGUCCAGCUGAUGCCCAGCUGCUUGAAGUUCAGCUUCAAAAUGCCAUCAUCCAAGUCGAACUGGGCAAGUUUGUUUCGUGUUCAGAGCUUCUUCAUUUGGCUGUUCUCCACCCCAGAAAGCUGUCAGUCUACUCUGUUUCAGGCACUGCAGGGAACGUGGAGCAUGGUGACCAGUACCAGCUCAAGUUGGUUUAUGAGCAUAACCUGCAAAGAACAGCCUGCAACAUGACUUAUGGCACCUUUGGAGGAGUCACGGGUCAUCAUUCCCUCUGUAUCCAGUCUAUGGACGGGAUGCUGAUGUUCUUCGAGCAGGACAGCUACUCUUUUGGCAGGUUCCUCCCUGGUUUUCUGCUGCCUGGCCCACUGACCUACAACCCCAGAACAGACAGCUUCCUCACUGUAUCCUCUGCACGAGAGCUGGAGAGCUACAAGUAUGAGACUCUCGCUGUGGCUACAGAAGCAGAAAGUCGACAGGAUCCCAACUUACCCCUUAAGACUGGAGGCAAGAGGCUGACGCCUGACUGGGUAUUUGUCCUGGGAGAGCAGGCCCUGGAUCUCUGUGUGCCCUCUUUCUCCCAUGCUUCUUCCCACAUCUUCAUCCUGGGUGAGAGGAACAUCUACUGUCUCCGUGACAAUGGGCAGAUCCACUUCAUGAAGAAGCUGGAGUUCAACCCCAGCUGCUUCCUGCCAUAUGCCUCAGUGACAGAUGGCACUACAAACCUGUUGCUGGGUAAUCACACCAACAUGCUGCUGGUUUACCAGGAUGUGACCUUGAAGUGGGCAUCCCAGCUCUCCUUUAUCCCCGUGGCUGUGCGUGUUGCCAACUUUUUGGAUGUGAAGGGAGUCGUGGUCAGUCUGAGUUCAGAUGGUCAUCUUCUGUGCUCUUACAUGGGUACAGAUCCCUCUUUCUUUUCAACUCCGAAGGUGGAUGCCAGGGAGGCUGACUACGAGCAGGUGGAAGCUGAGAUGAAGAAACUGCAGAAAUUCAUCCGAGAAGCCACCAGGACUCAGGACAUUUUGCCCAAAACUGAUAGUGAGGAUGACCUGUGCAUUACUACCACCGUUUCCUCCAGCAUGGACAACCCAUCGCAAGCCCUGAUCCACGAUAUCAACGGUCUGCCUGUCCCCUCAGUGACCGUACAGGUGAAGGUGAAAGCCAGUAGUGUGGUGAAGUCAUCUAAGCUGAGCAUUGGUGUCCAGCCUCCUCUGGCAGUCACUCAGGAGCAGUUUGUCCUUGAGGCCAUGGGUGUUGGUUCAUCCAAAGUCGUGGUGUUUUCAGCAUUUCUCAAUGGGCACUACCCCCCUGCUGACCUCACCGGAGACAUCACUGUGUCCUACAGCUCGCCGACAGAGCUUAACCCUAAAGGAGUUCCCAAGGUCCUCCAGUCCAGGUUCAAUCUUCCUCUGUCAUUGGUGUGUGUUGCUUGUCCUCCACCCAAAGCCACCAAGUUUAAGAUAACUGUGGACACCAACCAGCCACCAGUUGACCUCAGCUCCAUCUUCCGAGAGUUUUCAGCAAAAUCAGAAGAUAAGGAUGGGAAUAGUUUGGCUUUCCAGCUUCUGUCAGGAGCCAGGGUUACUGUGCUAGCCUCCAAGACCUCCCAACGUUACCGUAUUCAGAGCGACAGUUUUGAAGACAUGUGGUUGGUUGUGAAGGAGCUGGUCCACAGGUUUGACCAGCAUUUCUCCAAAGUGGGAAUCAAGGAUUUCAAGAAAAGUUUCAGUGGACCUCUCCCACUGGAGGAGUACUUCCUGUCUGUAGACAAUCACUUCCAGCUGCGCAUCAGUGCUCAGAAAUAUCAGGACCUGCUGUCCGAGCGAGCAGUCCAGUUCAGAGCCAUCCAGCGCCGCCUGCUGACUCGGUUCAAGGACAAAACCCCAGCACCCCUGCAGAACCUUGAUACACUAAUGGAUGCCACUUACAGCCAGGUGAUGGCACUGGCGGAGGCUGCAGAGGAGAACCGGGCACUGCUGGAAGAGGCGUUUGUUCGUCUGCGGAGUGCCACACACCUUCUCGUGCUCCUGCUGUCCCUGUGGCAGGGCCUGACCCCCGAUCAGACCAGCAUCCUGGAGGCCACACUGCUUCCUCUGCUGCAGGACACACCGCAGCUGGGUUGGGAAGAGAGCUGUGAUGCCGCCGUCUCCCACCUCCUACGGACCUGCUUGUCACAGAACCCGAAGGACCAGGCUACUUCUCUGGCACAGACAGGAGGAUCAGUGCUGGGCCUCCCCAGUGACACUGCCCGUCUCAAGAAGCACAUCACCCUGCUUUGUGAACGAAUCGGCAAAGGAGGGCGUCUCACCCUGGCCUCUGAGGCUAAUGUCCAGGUCCCUGCUCAGGUCCAGAAUCUUGCUGUUCCUGGAGGUGUUGAGCCCAUAGCAGAGCUGGCUGGUGAUGGGGAGGAGAUUGAAGUUCCACAGGAGGCGACCAAGUUCAUUAAGAAGAAACAGCCAUCUAAGAAAACCAAGAAAGAAAAAGAGAAGAAAGAGGUGUCCAAGGAACCAUCAGAGGCGAGCGUAAAAGAAGAAGAGCCCAUCAAGGAGGCAAAAAAGGAGAAGAAGGAGUCGUCCAAGGAGAAAAAGGAAUCCAAAAAGGAGUCAACUAAAGAGCCCAAAGAGGAGGCAAAGAAGGAGUCCAAGAAGGAAUCAUCUUCUUCCAAGGAGAAGAAGGAGUCAUCAAAGGAGAAGAAGGAGAAGGAAAAAGAGAAGGAAGGGAAGGAGGCAGGGGACAAAAAAGUGUCCAGGAGAUCAUCAGUUAAAGUGAAAGAGAAGAAGAAGGAGCCAGAGGCUGCGGAGGGUUAAUAGAAACAGUGCGAUAACAUAAUAUGCACACACAUACGGAAACAAAACAUGUCUAAACAGCAUAUACAGACACAAUAUGCACAUCUGGGGGCUCGUACUUAUAAAUAUACAUGUGUUUAUAUACAGUUCACAUUUAAACAUAUACAAAGCCAUGUAAUUCAAUAGGACACAAAUACACAUUUAUAUUCAGUAUACACAAUAAAUACAGUAAAUCGACUCGGUCAAGGUCACAUGUCUUAGCAGCAAAACAGUUUCCUCGUAUAUGGAUAUUUACAUCUUCUAGUAAUAGCUGAUCUCAAAAACACACACACACACACACUCUGCUGAUCCACCACAUCCAGUAGUUUUACUGUACCCAUGGAGAGUGAGGAGGAAGGCAAAGUUGUCCUCCUCUCAGACAUUUUGCUGACUUUCUCCUUCCGCCUCAGCAGCAAUUGAACCCACAGCCCAGUACCUCCCUAAUCCCCAACCACGCCCGGCCCACGCUUACUUCUGGCUGUGACGUCGCACCCGCCUUGUCGCCCCCUCGCAUGGCACCGGGCCUUGCUUGAGCCUCCCCCGUCUGUCCACUAAGAAUAAACCGCCUGACGCGUUCAGCCAUCCUGCUGCUUCCGGGUAAAUCAAGGCCACAUCCUACAUUUGGUUCCGUCGCCACCCCCUCCAACCUGAGGUUUUAUUUUUUUAAAGCUGGGAUACUCAAGGACAUGCGGUGGCUGAUGGACACAUAAUUGUUGCUGCGGGGUCGAACCUGAGACUGUUUUUGUAAGAUGGAAACCAACAGGGUGUUUCCUGAAAAAGCGGCGUGGCAGUCCAGAGUCUACAGGGCCAGUUUAAUACUCCAGCCUUUUCUGCUCAUCCUUAAAUAGUCAGGAACAUUGUGAAGGUAGGCUGGUUUUAACAGCUGCGUACAGCAAUGUUAUCGCAAGAUGUUUGCACCAGAGCAAGAAAUGUCUUACUGCACUGUACUAAAUGAUGUCAAAGAGUCAGUUCAUUUACAGUAGAGCAACACUGCAUAUUGUCUUACUUUGGGUCGUGUCUUGUCUUUGUAAAGUAGAUGUGAGUGCGGAGGGGUUUCCAAAGAUGUCCGACAGCACUUCUGUCUAAGCGCACAGGUCCCUUUACAUUUCAUAGUCGGAAACAUCUUCUCUUUACUCUAAACACCACAGAUACAACCAAGUUCAAACAUUUUUUAAGUUAUUGAGACAAAAAGUAUGCAUAUUUAGGCACCAUGAGAGGGAAGUUCGAAAAAAAUAUACAAUAUAAAUAGAGUUAGCCAGUCCUUUCAUAAAAACACACAAAAUAAGAUAAUUACAGAUGUUCUUUGGUGAGUUUAUCAUACUGGAACCAGCAUGUACAGACUGGUGAGUUUAUUGGUCAGCUUAGAAUUUAAAUGUCUGUACUGGCUGAUCAAAUUUACAGCAUACUAUAUGUGCAACACUGAGCUUAAAGGGUGGAGAUGGGAAUCUGUCUGGACAGUUGAAUUUAAACCAAAAAGCCAUUCACUGAGUCUUUUUUUCCCCAGAUGAAACAAUCACUACUUGUUAAAACAUAUAGUUGCGUCCCUGGUUUAGAGAUUUAUAAACCAAAUAUGUGAUAUUAUAUUGUAAUAUAUAAUUUUGGACACAUUCACUCAUACAAAUCCAUUUAAAACACAUAAAUUUAAUAGCUUGAGCUAUAUUUAAGUCAGAAUUGAAGCUUAUAGACUUCAGCCAUAUGUUCCGUGCCAGCAGCAAUCCCAGUGGCUCUGCACUCCUCUACAAGUCAACUGUAAGCAUCAUGUCUUUAUGUUUAGUUUCAGCCCUUCUGUCUGCUGGGAAAUUUAUAUUUAGUUUGUAUUGUGUAACAGAGUCCCUGUUUGCAGCAGUGCCUACUGCUACUGCUGACUCAUCUGAUCGAAAAAUGACAUAGUAUGGGUGUAUAUCUUAUUUUUUUAUGUAAAUAUUUUAAAAUGUAAACUUUGAGCAGA